AUGAAAUUUAUCUCAGUGAUUGUUUUCGUCGCUAUUUUGGGUAUAGUGAUAUGCAGCCAGGAUUUCAGCGGUCACACAAUCUUUAAGAGAACCGCGAAUACAAAUUCCGUUCGCUCCCAAUCGAAUUCCAGUACGUACGUGCCGAUCUUUAAUACGCCACAAAAAUCACUCGAAAAAUCUCAAACCUUCCAAACAAGAAUAAACUCUCAACAGAAUGACAUAUCGAACUAUCGUGUGGAGCCGCCGUCACGACUUUAUACUCCGCCGAAGAUCAGUUACUCGGAUUGCGAGCAACUUUCCUCUAAGGUCUAUUCUACCCCAAGUAGCCAACAGUAUUCCUCAAUGUGUAUACCGCAAAGUUUUAGAAGCUCCACAUCCUAUAACCAUCAAUUGAAACAACAAUCGUCGACUUUGUCGCCUCUGAAUAUCCUGAAAUCGUCGUUCACUCACUUAUCGCCACAACCUCCGCUUUUCUCAUCGAAAAGUGUAAGGCCACUUCGUGCCGUCUCCAAAUCUGGCAAAGCUUUGGGUGAAGCAGGCGAAGUCAAUGGAAUCGCUAAUUUAUCUCAAAGACAGUCUAAAAGUAGUACUGAGACAGCAACUGGUAAUAGUAUCGGCAUUUCAGGGAAUUAUGCUGGAGGGGUUAAAUUGAUGAUAGAAACGUAUGAGAAUGCGCUAGGAGCUUCAUCAGCGUCAACACGUUCUUCAAGAAAUUUCUCUAAAAAAGAAAGAGCCUUACGAGAUUCAGAAUUUUCAAGAUCUUCAGAAAGACUUUCACAAUUCUCAGGACCAUCUGAAUCAUCAGGACUCUCAGAAUUCUCGAAACCCUCAAGAUCUUUAAGAGUCUCAGGAUCCGCAGGAAUUCCUGAAACCGAAAUUCGUCAGCAAUCGGAUCCAAAUGCGUACUUGUCGUCCUUCAGCAACCAACAACCACUCGGAAAGCAUCCCUUCCAAGUCAAGAACUCUCAAAAAAGGGACGAAGAAAACUAUACUAUUCGACCAUCAAUCUACACCCCAUUAAAUAUUAAUUUCUCAACAUUUGGACAACCUUUAUCCAUACCAUAUUCAACAAAAUCAAAUAAUCAACAAUCCUCAAUAAAUAUACCUCAAAGUUUUAAUGGUUCUACAUUCUACAAUCCCCAAUCAAAUCAGCUUACACAACGGAUCCUUUUGCCACUAAAUUGCUCGAAAUCGUCAUCAACUUGCAUAACACCACAAACUCUGAUAUUCUCAUUGCCUAGUCCAAAAUCGUCUCAGUCGGCCUCCAAGACUGGCAAACAAUUGACAAACGUUAUUACAAAUCCAACCGAUGAAAUUUCGGACACUGAAAAUGUAAAUCUUAUUAGAUUUAGCGCGGACGCUUUUGUAAAUCCUAACAUCCAGAUUGCAACGGGUAGUCAUGUCUUAGACUUUUCAAGCCAGUCUUCAGAACCUUUACAACCCUCGGGACCCUCGAACACCUCAGGAUUGUCAGGAUUUCCUGGAUCUUCAGGACUUUCACAAUUCUCAGGGUCUUCACCACCAUCAGGAUUCUCAGGAUUUCCUGGAUCUUCAGGACUUUCACAAUUCUCAGGGUUUUCACCACCAUCAGGAUUCUCAAGACCCUCGGGACCUUCAGAAUCAUUAAUACCCUUAGGACCCUCAGUACUCCUACAAUUCUCAGGAUUUCCAGAACUCUCAAAACCUUUAAAUUUCCCUUUCUCAGAAGUACCCGUAGGAUCACCGGAAUCUUUAGGACCUUCAAUCAUACCCUCGAAAAUUAGACCAUUCAUUCCUUCUACUACGCAAAAUAAAGUUGGCAUAAAUGUACCAACUGAACAGGCAGGUCCUCGAAUUCCUGAAACUAGUUCCUUAAUUACUGGCACUGGAGAGACUCAAACUGACGACGAUUUCAAUCAUCCUCCUCAUAUUCAUAGCAUUAAUGUCGAAUGCAGUAAGACAAUGAUGACAAUCAAUGUUGAAUUUAAUCGUGUUUUUGACGGCAUUAUUUAUUCUAAGGGAUAUUAUUCAAAUCCGGAAUGUAUCUACGUAAAACAGAAUUCUGGCUCAACGCGGUACUCUUUCACUGUAAAUCUAGACUCUUGCGGCACUCAAUUCAUCAACGAUUUCACAGGUCCUGCUGGUCAAGCGUAUUUGGAAAACGUUCUCGUAUUACAAAAUGAACCGAGUAUACAAGAAGUCUGGGAUACAGUUCGAAGAGUACGAUGUCUCUGGGAAGGAAACAUCAAUCAAACUCUAAGGAUGAAUCUUUCAGUAGAUAUGUUAAACCAGGAGAUCAUUGCCUUUAAUGGUGAUACUGCGGUAACCAAACUGGGUAUUCAAAUUGGCAGAGGACCUUUUGCACCCAUAGCUAAUGGACUCAUAAAAAUUGGAGAAACAAUGACUUUAGUAAUCUCUGUGGAAGGCGAUUCCGAUUUCGAUCUUCAGGUGCGCGACUGUUCGGCGCGAGACGAAAUGUCGACCAACAUGCUGCAGCUCACCGACGAAAGAGGCUGCACUUUGAAACCGAAGCUGUUUGGUGCCUUUCAAAAGACAAAGGAUACCGCCAAUACAGGCGCUUCUGUUAUCGCUUAUGCAUUCUUCCAAGCCUUCAAAUUCCCCGACGUUUUGGGUGUAUUCAUCGAAUGUAAUGUGGAAUUAUGUAAAACUAACUGUGAACCUUGUCCGGAAGCAAAUCAACAAAUCGAGCCAGGAAGACGUCGUCGAUCGUUAAUGAAUGCACCAUCUUCGAACAACUUGACGAAUUCGGUACCAUUAUCGGAUGCGGUUCGUGUUGGACGACGUUUCAAAGUAAUCAUGCUAGAUGAUUUAAACAUAGCAUCCAAUCAAAUCUUAGAUAGUACUUAAGAAACAGCUGUUGAAACAAUCGUAAAAGCGAAAGAAAUAUGCAUGAAUAAUAAUUGAUUUUAUACAAUCUUGUCUCUUACAUUGGGAUGCUUUUUAUCGCAAUCCUAAGCACAGUUGUGCCAUAUAUAAA
Mycetomoellerius zeteki is the source of this 2977-nucleotide messenger RNA. RefSeq lists its product as uncharacterized. NCBI's taxonomy places the organism in Eukaryota, Metazoa, Arthropoda, Insecta, Hymenoptera, Formicidae. The transcript has 10 exons. The record is from RefSeq and is a predicted model, not a curated record. The coding region runs from base 1 to 2847 and encodes 948 amino acids.